Molecule: messenger RNA, 727 nt
Organism: Hermetia illucens (black soldier fly)
Lineage: Eukaryota; Metazoa; Arthropoda; Insecta; Diptera; Stratiomyidae
Product: protein Abitram
Exons: 1
Coding region: 119-673 (184 amino acids)
Biological process (GO): regulation of actin filament polymerization; dendrite morphogenesis; regulation of filopodium assembly
Cellular component (GO): filopodium tip; nucleus; lamellipodium
Molecular function (GO): actin filament binding; actin monomer binding
Source: RefSeq, a predicted model, not a curated record
GUUUCCCCUUUACUUGCAAGUAAGAACAAGCACAGUCAAUGUAAACGGGGCAAUUGUCAUUCGCGUAUUCAAACGACUUUCGGUACACACCGCUGGGAAUUAUCUUCAAUUUGCUUGGAUGGCUGCCCUAGAGGACUUCUACUUUUGCCCGGAAAAGGACACGGCUUUCGGGAAAUCUAUACCACCCAUUACUUCAGAAUUUCCAUCCACACACCGACCCUUAGUUGACAGAUUCUUCACGAGAUAUUACUUGGUGCGCCAGAAAACUUCGGAGGAACAUUACCUUGUGCUAUUCCACUCAAAUCGGAUAUGCAUGGUUGGUCUGUCAGGAGCUCACCCCGCAUUUGCCAAGGGAAUAGAACAAGUAACGUGCCCAAUUCUGAAGAAAACCGAUAAACAGUCAACUGGCGAGGACCGGAAACGCAGCGCGAUUCUACAGAAGGAUACAACCAUCGCCGUGGUGAAAUGCUGCGACGGGACUACUUAUAAUGUGCCCAGCUGUGUGAAGGGGAAGCUGGUGGAAAUCAACCAAAAUGUCCUGCAGAAUCCGUCACUCCUCUCCAAAGAGGGAUACGGCUACAUUGCCAUUUUACUGCCGAAAAUAGACGAAUGCGACGACAUCAAAGCUAGUUUGCUAAGCUACGAAGAGUACUCUGGGAAAUAUUCCAAAUAAAUGUCCGUAAUAAAACGCCGCCUUUUGCUUAAUAAAUACAUUUUAAUUAAUCUA